Racocetra persica is the source of this 233-nucleotide messenger RNA. NCBI's taxonomy places the organism in Eukaryota, Fungi, Glomeromycota, Glomeromycetes, Diversisporales, Gigasporaceae. The record is from the annotation of a GenBank genome assembly.
AUGAACCAAUCCACAGCUCAAAUGAUUAACGCUCAACCACAAAAUAAUAAUGGCCAGUUGCAAAGGCCUCAGAAUAUGGGUGGUCCACAAAAUGGCAGUGGCCAAUUUCAAGGAGCUUUAAAUAUACGUAUUGGUAGGAAUGCACAUAUAGAUCUAGCUGGAGGCACAGCAUUCACUAGAACACAAGAUAUAGAAAAUCCACAACUACAGAGAAUCCAAUCUUUAAUGUUAGG